Molecule: messenger RNA, 600 nt
Organism: Closterium sp. Naga37s-1
Lineage: Eukaryota; Viridiplantae; Streptophyta; Zygnematophyceae; Desmidiales; Closteriaceae
Source: the annotation of a GenBank genome assembly
AUGGGCGACACGGGCUCAGCGGCGGUCUCGGCCAAUGAGGAUCCGCCUGUUGCGUGCGCUGCGGCUGCAGAAACGCCGGAGUACACACGCCCUCCCACCUCCCCCAAUCUUUUCUCCAUCCUCCCUCACCAUCCCUCCCCCAUCCUCCCCCCAUCCUCUCCCCAUCCUCCCCCCAUCCUCCCCCCAUCCUCCCCCAUCCGCCUCCCAGAGAGAGUGGUGACGGAGGCAUCAAGGGAAGUGGUGGAGUCGCACGGCAAGGCGUGGACGGGGGAGGGCGCGGAGCAGUGCAUGGGGAGGCUGCCUAUCGAAGGGGCGAGGGUGACCUUCCUUCCCCCAUCCUUCCUCCAUCCUUCCCCUAUCCUCCCCCCCCAUCCUUCCCCCAUUCCCCCUCCCCGUAUCUCCCCCCAUUCCCCCUCCCCCCAUCCCCCCUGCGUCCCAUCCCUCCCCCCCCCCUCCCCCCAUCCUCUUUCCAGAGAGAGUGGUCACGGAGGCAUCAAGGCAAGUGGUGGAGGGGCAUGGCAAGGCGUGGACGGGGGAGGGCGCGGAGCAGUGCGUGGGGAGAUUGCCCAUCGAGGGGGCGAGGGCGACCCUCCUUCCCUC